GUACAGCAGGGAUGUACACUAGAUACUUCAUAGUAACAUGCACUUCUCUUUUCGAUCGGCAAGCUAUUCCGACCCCGGAACAGCAUGUACAUCAUCAAUGUAUACUUAUCUCAUUAAGUAAACGUUGAUUACCGGUACUCCAAACACCCAACAGAGCCAAGUUUACAUUCGCUUGUUCUUUCACUCAUCAUCAUUCAUCGACUCAGACACAUCGUCUCCGUGACGCCGCGUCUGAGCCGACCAGCCGUAAAAGUAAUCUGCCUGAGUGGCCUGAGUGGCCUGAGUCCUGUUCCAUGCCACAAUCACUGCCAUGCGCCAUCGGCCCAUCUGUCAACUGUUAACAUUCUAUAGAACGGCGUCAUCUGCCUCUGACUGAUGUAUAUGUCUCCUAUACUCGUACAUUCUGUCCAAUGAGUCGUGGGAUCCUUGCAGAGAGCCAUAAACAAGAGGGGGCCAAGGACGAUACAGCAACAUUCCCGUUAUCUGUUGUCUGUGGCGUUGCCUCGACGGGGAUAUCCCCGUUCCAGUCUGACUGUUUCGUAUUUUUGACCGGGCAGCUAUAGUUUCAUACCCGUCCUAUCCCGCCAAAUCUUCGUGAUAUUUGUAUGAAUGCGGCAUGCCUAUCUUUCCACCAUAUCUAGACAGACCUCCCACGCGGAGGGAAUCCGCUAGUGGUGGCCAUGACCAAGUCGAGCCUCAAGCUGAGAACGAGAGCAUCAUGUCGACACCACCCGACCAAUUAGAAUACAGUCAUCUUCGUCGGGGUCGUCGCUCACCUAGUCAUCUUGUACAGUCGUUGUCCAGAGACUUGUCCGAAGAGAGCAUCAGAACCGAGCUAUGUGAAGGACCUGUUUACGAUAGUUCUCCUAGUACCCGUCUUCUCCCACUCGCCCAGACUCCAGACCAUGGGAACAGCCCGGGCUCAACCGUCUGCACUGAUCGUGCCACCCUUAUCGAAAGACUGAAGAGAGGGGAAAGUCCGACCUGGAUCCCCAACCGAUAUUUCGAGCCACCAUGGCGUCAACAAGAAGUGUCGAUGUCUCCAACUCGAAGCCCAACGCAUACGACCACCCCUACCAAACCCAAUACCAAUACUACCACCUCACCCGGUCUAUUGCCGCCACCAACGAUAACUCCCGAGAAAGAUAGGACGAAUAUAGAUAACGAAAGCAGGUAUCAAGAUGGGAUGAAGAUUGAGAGACCCCGAUCAGCCCUACAUACUGGUGACUUCACACACGACGAGACAGUUCUGGGCUUAGAUCAAUUUCGUAACCAAGCUGACACACCAACAAGUCAAGAGCCUACUGAUGAUGGCAGGCUACCGUGGAUAGCCACUUCGCCUCCAAGGCAUUUCAUGUUGAAUUUCGAGAAGAAACCGCCCCAUCUUACGCGAUCCGAUGAGGUCCGGUCUGCGCUCUCUUCCCUCUCUACUUCAGCUUCAACGAGCUUUGUCUAUAAGCCACCAACUAGUCCCUUAGUUCAGUCAGAGAGCAAUGAAGAGGUCGAUCUGAUUUCCCCUAUCAACCACACCGAUCUCGACCCUGGGAUUUCCAGACAACAACGUCGACAUACUAUGCUGCCAUCUUUCUCAAGUUCCUCCUAUUCAUAUGGAUAUUGCCCAAGUCCACUGCAGAGACAGAGUCCGUCGCUCCGGCAAGAGAAGACGUUCCCUUACCAGGCGCACCAACCUCGACGAUCCCUCACCACGUCAUCCAGUCUUUCGAUAUCGGCGUCCUCACCUCAAACACCAACUUUCCUCCACGGCCGUCGGCCCUCCUUUGGUUCUGAUGUCUCCCCACUACAACAUGCAUCUAUGGUUGGUUCCUAUGAAGAAAGCAUUCUCCGUGGCCGAAUGUCGACGACACCAUCCAAGCCCCUCGAUUUCUUGGCUCAGAUUGGCGUCCUUGGCUUGGGCAAGUGCAAGUCAAGCCUUCGAUGUCCUCCCCACGUCACAUUGCCCUUCCCCGCUGUCUUCUAUAGUUAUGCUAGCUCUUCGCAUAGUCGAUCCAAGGAAGAGGGCGGGCCAAGUCCGUAUGUGGGGCAGAUCGAUUUAGAGAAUGGGUUACCGAGUCAGGGAGACGACACCAGGUCAAAAAGAAAACAGCAGAGUAGGGCUGUGGAAAGGUCACUGACAGAGACGGACAUGAUAGACACUCAUUACGCAGACACGGUCACAUCCGGUCGUAUGACCCGGAAAACUAAGCGUAUAUCGGGGUCGCCACGGGCACCCCCUGGCGGAAGUUAUCGGAUCCCUGAGAAGGGUCAGAUUCAGAUAAUCAUUAAGAAUCCGAAUAAGACAGCAGUCAAGCUAUUCCUGGUUCCAUAUGAUCUAGCCGGCAUGGAGCCUGGCACCAAGACUUUUGUGCGGCAACGCAGUUAUUCUAACGGUCCGAUUAUUGACAAUAUGCCUGAUUUAAAAGGUGAUUCGUCCGCUGAUCGUCCUAUUCUGAGAUAUCUCGUUCAUCUGCAUAUAUGUUGUCCCUCGCGGGGUCGUUUUUAUUUGUACAAGAGUAUUAGGGUUGUGUUUGCAAACCGUGUGCCUGAUGGAAAGGAGCGGCUUCGAAAUGAAAUCACGCUUCCUGAGCCUAGAUUCACGCCGUACAAGGCUAUACGAGUUAUGCACCCACCGCUGUCCAGCAGCAAGGGGCUAGGUGCCAGCCUAACUGCAGACGCUGCUCUCCGGCGGCGAAGUGCUGGGUUUUACUCGGGUGGCGCUGGCCGCGCGUUCGAUAUAGCCGAGGGAUUUUCAACGUCAGGCCUACUUAACCACCACUUCUCAUACGGCCCUACCGAGGAGCACGCCCCGAUAGAGCCCAUCCCAUUCAUGUUUCCAGCAGAGAGAACUAGAAGAUCGGCAGAGGACGGGAGCGCGGCUUCAGAGCCUCAGAGUCUGCAUUCUCCUGGAUCAUCAGCCGGGACAACCGGGGAGUCUAGCAACGCGUCGAAUUGGGGCGGCUACGAUAACCAGGUUGAUAAAUACAAUAAAUUAAACAAGGGGGAUAUUGGAUACGGCGGCAAUGCAUUUGCCGGACUUAUCAACGGCAACCCAGCUGUCGCCGAGAGUCUGCUCUCGAAGCGACUAAGGUCUCUGGGCGUCGAAAAACCAGACCAGAGAGAACAGGGACAAGACCUUGAAUCAUCAGAACAAUAGAAAGGUUUGUAUGUCAGGGUUAUACCAUUCAAGUAGAGAACGGAUUCUCACUAGCACAAUACGAGUUUACCAAAAUACCACGGUUAAUUAUACUACUGUUGACCUUCGGUGAUAUGAUUCUCUUUCUACUAGGCCCUCAUUGUGUAUUGACUUAUUAGUAAUGCUGGGUUUACGGACAUGAAAAAAGGGGGAUCAUUGGUUCGCUAUAAUUAUGUAGCGCUCAACGAUAUCCUCGACUUGAGGUUCAAACAAGCCCCCCUUGAUGUGCUACUAAGCUUUAUGAACUAGGAUUCGCAGGCGGACUAAAGGGAAAAAGAUUGGAA
Messenger RNA from Xylaria bambusicola, 3474 nucleotides. RefSeq lists its product as uncharacterized. The transcript is spliced from 2 exons. NCBI's taxonomy places the organism in Eukaryota, Fungi, Ascomycota, Sordariomycetes, Xylariales, Xylariaceae. Bases 617 to 3151 code for a protein of 844 amino acids. The record is from RefSeq and is a predicted model, not a curated record.